Messenger RNA from Ostertagia ostertagi, 444 nucleotides. NCBI's taxonomy places the organism in Eukaryota, Metazoa, Nematoda, Chromadorea, Rhabditida, Trichostrongylidae. The record is from the annotation of a GenBank genome assembly.
AUGAUCAAAAACAACCCAGCAGCCCUACCUGCAUGUGGAGGACUCAAGAAAACUGUGCGCCAGUUGUUGGAAGAUGUUCGCCGCACGGUGGAAGAGGAAGAUCCAGACGUAAUUACCUCUCCAUAUCACGAUCCGAUAGUGUUCCGUAGACUGAUUGCCUAUUUCACAGAUCAGGCUCACUAUUCUGUGGAAAAAGUGGCAGCGUUUUGCGGAGUGAAGUUUCGCAAAUUGAGGACCAUUCUUGAUCCCGUUCUGAGGAAUUAUUCGGUCACAAAAGAGACGCUGGAGACUGCCAUAGGGGAAGAUCGCGCUCGAGGACUUAUUCCAUUCUUUAUGCUUGCCACUUUGGGUACAACGGCAACGUGCGCUGUCGACUCAUUGAGGGAAUUGGGACCGAUUUGUAACAGAGAAUUCAUCUACCUUCACGCCGAUGCCGCUUAUGGU